Molecule: messenger RNA, 1659 nt
Organism: Capronia epimyces CBS 606.96
Lineage: Eukaryota; Fungi; Ascomycota; Eurotiomycetes; Chaetothyriales; Herpotrichiellaceae
Exons: 2
Coding region: 1-1659 (552 amino acids)
Source: RefSeq, a predicted model, not a curated record
AUGGAGUUGGAACUGCUUAACUGCAGUAUCUGCCCAAAACAGCCUUCCUUCAGCGACACCUCACACUUACUUACCCACGUCAGUUCCAAAGGUCAUUUGUCACACCUGCACAAACUCCAAGUCAGAAGCCACCAAGAAAUUGCGGCCGGCGUGCAGUUGGCUACGUACAAUCAAUGGUACCAGCAACAUGCUCUCGGCCAGCUGCUCUCGGAGCGUAUGAUCAUGAAAGAGGCCAAGAAAGCGGGAAGGAGGAAAAACGCAGCCAGGAGAGGAGCAUACAUGACCCAGCAAAGUCCGAACGCGCAUGCGCCGCCGGAACAACCAUUGCCACAGAAGAAGACAGCCAAAGGCCGGAAACAAGGCCAGCGGAAACAGGCUCGAGGCAGGCAUGGCAGACAUGCACUUGACGAUGAGAGCGACCUCGAUUUCAGCCCUGUCAAGAGGUCAAGACCCAAACCACGUCAACCUACAAUCCUUUCUCCUGUCAGGCCCUCCAUAUCCUCCGAUGGCCAUCCUCCGUCCGAGGACGACGAGCGAGCCGGAGAUGGACCCGAUCUCCUUGUCACCCCAGAACACAGCAAGCUAAAGGGUACGGUCUGGCCAGGCAUGGAUUUGUUUGAUGCUGCCUCAGAUGAGAUGAAGCGGAAAAGAAAUCAGAAGAAAGACGGGUCUGUCUUAAGGCGAAUGGAACGUCUGUCUGCCCUCGUAGAACCAAGAGAAGUGGUAUACUCCCCUGGUGGACGCGUGAAGAAAGCGAGGCAUAUUGACGACCUCGAGGAUGCAAGCAGCCUGGUUGAUGGCGAAUCUCCCCCGCUCAAGAUGAAACAAGUCCGUUGCCGCAAGAGACAGCCACUUGCAGACAGAGACACCAAUGCACCUCGAUUGGUGAAGCGCAAGGCCAAAGGCAAUCCCGCAAAGAAGCAGACUGAACUACCAUUCAUGCAUGGACUGCCGCCUUUGCCAUACUUGCCCAGCUCUUCGACCGGGGAUUCAUAUGCCCUAGGUUCCCGCUUCCUUGGGACCGAGGAUGACGACGACGACGACGACUUCAAGCCCACCAUUGGCGAUCUGUCUUCUCGAAAGCGCCCAGCUCAUUUCACGAUCUUCAAUGAUGGAAGUCCUGGCUAUACUGCUGACACGUUCACGGAGGAAGGCCGAAAUCAAUUACAUGCUAGCCACCAAGCCUACUCGAGAAGUGCACGUCCCUCACUAGCUGUCGUUUCUGCCCCUUGGCUUCAACCACAGUAUCAGCCCGCCUGGCAAUAUACGAACCCCUAUCCACCAUUUCGACCUAGUCAUCGCGAGUAUCAAGGCGGCUACGAUACAAUGGAUGCCAAAGAGGAUAUCCCUUCAUUGCCCGAGCCGACUCCCGAGUUUCGGGGGCCAAGCACAAACCCACUAGCCUGGAAGUCUCCUGAUCGAGAUGUGACGGCCCCAGUCCUGCCAUCAGAAUCUCCUUUUAGCAGCUUCUUUGGUCUGUUUCCAGGUGGUAUGUCGUGCGACGACCCCUUUGUAUCGACCAAAAACCCCUUGACUGCGGCAUUGGAGCACCUUGGAGGCGAGACGAGAGGGUCCCCGAGAUCUCCAGCAGAUGCAUUGGCGAAUGAGGAUGGUGGUUCCGACCACCAUGCCAGAGCCCUGUCGGCCCCGGUCACAUGA